Aureococcus anophagefferens is the source of this 693-nucleotide messenger RNA. RefSeq lists its product as hypothetical. The coding region runs from base 1 to 693 and encodes 230 amino acids. NCBI's taxonomy places the organism in Eukaryota, Pelagophyceae, Pelagomonadales, Pelagomonadaceae. Gene Ontology annotation, cellular component: multivesicular body; ESCRT III complex. The transcript has a single exon. Gene Ontology annotation, biological process: protein transport; endosome transport via multivesicular body sorting pathway; late endosome to vacuole transport. The record is from RefSeq and is a predicted model, not a curated record.
AUGGGGAACACCUGGGGCCGCAAGGUGCCGCUCAAGGAGGUGCUGCGGAAGAACAAGCGGGAGAUCAACAAGGCCAUGCGCGAGCUCGACCGCGAGCGCGCGAACCUCGAGAAGCAGGAGCAGAAGCUCAUCGCGGACAUCAAGAAGUACGCGGGCCAGGGGCAGAUGGGGAGCGUGAAGAUCAUGGCCAAGGACCUCGUGCGCACGCGGACCUACAUCACGAAAUUCAUCGAGCUCCGGAGCCACCUCGGCGCCGUGAGCCUCAAGCUCCAGACGGUGAAGUCGCAGGAGGCCAUGGCGUCGGCCAUGAAGUCCGUCACGCAGGCGAUGAUCAAGAUGAACAAGACGGUGAACGUGCCCGCGGUGCAGAAGAUCAUGAUGAACUUCCAGCUCGAGAACGAGCGCGCCGAGAUGACCCAGGAGAUGAUGGGCGACAUGCUCGACGACGCCAUGGAGCAGGACGGCGACGAGGAGGAGGAGGAGAAGAUCGUCGGCGCCGUCCUCGACGAGAUCGGCAUCUCCUUCGGCGACACGGUCCCCGCGGCGCCGACCCUCGCCCCGAACCAGCCCCAGGCCGCCGACGUCCCCGCCGCGCCCGUCGCCGUCGCCGACGCGGGCGGCGGCGGCGGCGGCGGCGCGGACGCGUCCACCGUCUCCGACCUCGAGGCCAGGCUCAACAACCUCCGAAAAUAG